GAGAGAGAGAGAGAGAGAGAGAGGACCAUGGAGAGAGAUUUGAAAGAGGAGACCGUGGAGAAGAGAGAGGAGGAAAAUGCUGUGGAUGUUAGCCUCAAAGAUCUCUCCAAAAGGCUUGAAGAGUUUGCCAAGGAGAGAGACUGGGAGCCAUACCACAGCCCAAGGAACCUCCUACUUGCUAUGGUUGGCGAAGUAGGAGAGCUCUCAGAGAUAUUCAUGUGGAAAGGAGAAGUGGCUCCUGGUCUUCCAAAUUGGAAGGAAGCGGAGAGGGAGCAUCUCGGUGAAGAGCUUUCUGAUGUCCUGCUGUAUCUCAUAAGAUUGUCAGAUAUCUGUGGCAUCAACCUUGCGGAUGCAGCUCUCAAGAAGAUUGUCAAGAAUGCCAUCAAAUAUCCUUCAAAGCCCAUUUGAUGAUUCCUAUAAUGUUUUAAUUAGCGAGUCAUAUAAUAAGAUUAUUAUGUUUACAGAUGUAUGUUAAUCAGAUACAAGUGAUGAUGUCGACACUACUUCGUGGAAUUUGGUUUGGUUAA
Messenger RNA from Asparagus officinalis (garden asparagus), 527 nucleotides. RefSeq names its product dCTP pyrophosphatase 1-like. The record is from RefSeq and is a predicted model, not a curated record. Gene Ontology annotation, molecular function: nucleoside triphosphate diphosphatase activity. The transcript has 2 exons. Lineage: Eukaryota; Viridiplantae; Streptophyta; Magnoliopsida; Asparagales; Asparagaceae. Gene Ontology annotation, biological process: nucleoside triphosphate catabolic process. The coding region runs from base 28 to 408 and encodes 126 amino acids.